AUGACAAGCCUUCCGGUUACCUACUGCCCGCAUACAACCCCGCCCAACUCGGAAAAUCAAUCUGUGCAAGCACCAACCAAUCAAUUCUCUAUGACGGCUGGGUCGUUCCACCGCCCCGGCCAUUCUGGCAUCCGAGCUAUUCUCGAUGAUAUGUACACCAUUCUACCACCGGAGAGGCCUGGCAGGCCGGAAUACAAAAGGUGUAGGACUACGUUUGGCUUGAUGCGAUCGAUCUUCCGCAAGGCUGAGACAUCGGAAAACCUCGAAACCGAAUACAUUGAACUAGCUAAGCUUGAGCCUGCACUUCGCCAGCAGCUAGAAGGUCUCAAUUCUUGCAAAGGCAUACCAGAGAAGAUGAUGAAAUGUCUGGAUGAGCUCAAGAUCACUGUUGCGGUGAUGCUUAAGGGAGGGCUGACCCCAAAUGACAUCUCAUGUCAGAUGGCCGAGAAUGAGACGGAGCACGUUGAGCUGCAGGUUAUGGAUCCUAAGCCUAGGGUUGAAUCAAAUCAGAUCAAGAUUCCAGUCAAACUUAUUCCUGAGACCAAGCUGGACAGUCUUCGUGAGGAUCUCGCUGCAGCCAACGCUAAGAUUGUUCGCCUCAUCAAUGAGAACAAUUCUCUGACCACGAGUCUCCAACAGGUCACCUCCGAGCGCGACUCAUUAUUACGCCAGGCCGGGAAAUUAUCCUCCGCUCGGGGAUCGUGGUAG
Messenger RNA from Lindgomyces ingoldianus, 708 nucleotides. RefSeq lists its product as uncharacterized. NCBI's taxonomy places the organism in Eukaryota, Fungi, Ascomycota, Dothideomycetes, Pleosporales, Lindgomycetaceae. The record is from RefSeq and is a predicted model, not a curated record. The transcript has a single exon. The coding region runs from base 1 to 708 and encodes 235 amino acids.